CCUCUUCUCCCUGGCACCAGGGAGCGCGAAGGGGUGCCCAGCAGUGGGGUGCGGCCAGAGCUGCGUCCUCAGGGUCUGCAGUCUGUGCUGAGUCAGCAGAAUUCACAGUGAAAGUGAUGCCUUUUCUCCACUGGCACAACAUGAGUAUGAGGUGGUUAGCCAGACCAGGAGCUCAGCCUCACCUCGAGUCCAGCCUACUGCUCUGAUGCAGAAGAGGAGGCAGAAAGUGCCACGUUUGGAUGCCCCCCUGGGCCUGCCCACCUGCCUCUGGCUGGAAUUAGCUGGGCUCUUCCUACUGGCUCCCUGGGCCAUGGGCCUGGCAGGGACAGGCGGGCCCGAGGCCCAGAGCCCUGAGGGGCUAAGCUGGGCCGUGCAUCUGGACAGCCUGGAAUGCAAGGGAGAGGAAGAGACUCUGGAACGAAGGGCAGAUGCCUUGGCCCAGGCAGCAGGACUGGUGAAUGCUGGACGCAUCGGGGAGCUCCAGGGACACUACCUCUUUGUCCCGCCAGCUGGGCACCGGCUGGACCAGCAGGUAGAAGCCAUCCGGCAGCUGGCAGAGGCUGUGUUAGCGAGGCAUGACGCUGUGCGCUGGCACUCGGAACAGAAGCUGCUGAAGCGAGCCAAGCGCAGCGUCCACUUCAAUGACCCCAAGUACCCACAGCAGUGGCACCUGAACAACCGGCGGAGCCCCGGCAGGGACAUCAACGUGACAGGUGUGUGGGAGCGCAACGUGACGGGGCGAGGGGUGACCGUGGUGGUGGUGGAUGAUGGAGUGGAGCACACCAUCCAGGACAUUGCGCCCAACUAUAGCCCUGAGGGCAGCUACGACCUCAACUCCAAUGAUGCUGACCCCAUGCCCCACCCGGAUGAGGAGAACGGCAACCACCACGGCACCCGGUGCGCCGGCGAGAUCGCGGCCGUGCCCAACAACAGCUUCUGCGCGGUGGGUGUGGCCUAUGGGAGCCGCAUAGCAGGCAUCCGGUUGCUAGAUGGACCCCUCACGGACAGCAUGGAGGCCGUGGCGUUCAACAAGCACUAUCAGGUCAACGACAUCUACAGCUGCAGCAGCUGGGGCCCGGACGACGAUGGCAAGACCGUGGAUGGCCCUCACCAGCUGGGAAAGGCCGCCUUGCAACACGGGGUGAUCGCCGGCCGCCAGGGCUUCGGGAGCAUCUUUGUGGUGGCCAGUGGCAACGGGGGCCAGCACGGCGACAACUGCAACUACGACGGCUACGCCAACUCCAUCUACACCGUCACCAUCGGUGCCGUGGAUGAGGAGGGACGGAUGCCUUUCUACGCAGAGGAGUGUGCCUCCAUGCUGGCGGUCACCUUCAGUGGGGGGGACAAGAUGCUCCGGAGCAUUGUGACCACUGACUGGGACCUGCAGAAGGGCACAGGCUGCACUGAGGGCCACACAGGGACCUCGGCCGCAGCCCCCCUGGCCGCCGGCAUGAUCGCCCUGAUGCUGCAGGCGCGGCCCUGCCUCACGUGGCGCGACGUCCAGCAUCUCAUCGUCUUCACGGCCACCCAGUACGAGGAUCGCCGUGCAGACUGGGCCACCAACGAGGCAGGCUUCAGCCACAGCCACCAGCACGGAUUCGGCCUGCUCAACGCCUGGAGGCUCGUGAACGCGGCCAAGGUCUGGACUUCUGUCCCUUACUUAGCCUCCUACGUCAGCCCCAUGUUAAAAGAGAACAGGGCGAUCCCACUGUCCCCCCGCUCCCUGGAGGUGCUGUGGAAUGUCAGCAGGAUGGACCUGGAGAUGUCGGGGCUGAAGACCCUGGAGCACGUGGCGGUGACUGUCUCCAUCACCCACCCGCGACGCGGCAGCUUGGAACUGAAGCUCUUCUGCCCCAGCGGCAUGAUGUCCCUCAUCGGCGCCCCCCGCAGCAUGGACUCGGACCCCAGCGGCUUCGAUGGCUGGACCUUCUCCACCGUGCGAUGCUGGGGGGAAAGGGCCAGGGGCUCUUACCGGCUUGUCAUCAGGGACGUAGGUGACGAGGCGGCCCCGGCCGGCGUCCUCCGGCAGUGGCAGCUGACCCUCUAUGGCUCCGUGUGGACUCCAGUGGACAUCAGAGACAGGCAGAGACUGUUAGAAGAUGCCAUGAGCGGAAAGUACCUACACGACGGCUUCACUCUGCCCUGCCCUCCGGGGCUGAAGGUCCCCGAGGAGGACGGCUACGCCAUCUCCCCGAACACCCUCAAGACCCUGGUGCUGGCCGGCUGCUUUGCCACCUUCUGCACUAUGUACUACAUGCUGGAGGUGUACCUGAGCCAGAGGGGUGUGGCCUCUCGCCCAGCUGGUAGGAGCAGACCUUGCCACUGGCCCCAAAGAAGCCGAAAAGCCAGAGAAGAGGGGACAGAACUGGAAUCAAUGCCGCUCUGCAGCAGCAAGCCUCCCGGGGGCGUGGAGACGGAGGACACAGGCCCUCCCAGCACCGCCGGCCUCCUGGCCCCGGACCUGCCCCCGGGGGAGGAGGAGCAGGUGUGCUGACCAGUGUGUGAUGGACAGUGUGGGACAGGCGCUUCCUCCCGUGUGGGGGCCCCCGGAGCCCUGGGGGAACGCUCAGAUGCUCACGUCUGAAAUCAGAGGCCAAAGCGCACCUCUGACUAUGCUCAGGGGGGCAGGACUUUCCCAGGGUGAGCAGAGCAGAGGACAGGGCGGCAGCAGCCACAGGGUCUUCUCGAACCCAACAGCCUUGUGCGGGAAGGCCCUGGACAGGAGAUCGGCCCCUGCCCUGGGUUGGCAGGCCUCCUCCUUUCUCCGUCGAGCCCGUGGUGUGGGUCGUGGGGACCCCCCUGCGCGGGCCAGAAGGCGCCGUGGCCAGCAGAGCCUCUCAGCAUCGCUGGGAAGAGGGCUCAGCGGUGGAGGCUGGGAAGGGCCCCAGGCCCCGGCACAGCAGGCCCUCCUGCCCCUCACCCUCCUGCGGAAGCCUUGGCCCCUGGCCGGGCUGGUGAGGCGGUCGGCCCUCCGCACAGCACCGCCCUGACAGCCAUGGCCUCCAUCUCCCGAAGCAGAAGCCGACCACGGACACACCCCAGACCCCCGCACCCUCAGCCCCACCCUUCACCCUGAAGGGUCUGGAUGACGCUCCUGGCAAAGCUGGGGAUGGGCAGGGCCCCGCUGUGCUGCUUCGCCAGGGGCGGCUGCAGGACUGACAGGUGCCGGCCACGCCUCCCAGCCCCGGGAACACGCCCCUCCAAGUGCUCAGGGAAAGGCCCCCGGAGGCCAGCUGUCUGCAGGGCCAGCUGCGGUCCUUCCAUCUUCGGCCUCCCCUCUUCUGCGCUGGUUGAUUGAUUUGUUUUUUUUAACACUUAAGACUUGGUUUUCUCUUUUCACCGCAACUUAUGUUGAAUUUUUCCUGCACAGCUUUUCCAGAAUAAAACCCU
Molecule: messenger RNA, 3390 nt
Organism: Molossus molossus (Pallas's mastiff bat)
Lineage: Eukaryota; Metazoa; Chordata; Mammalia; Chiroptera; Molossidae
Gene: PCSK7
Product: proprotein convertase subtilisin/kexin type 7
Exons: 17
Coding region: 206-2494 (762 amino acids)
Biological process (GO): protein processing
Cellular component (GO): Golgi membrane; trans-Golgi network
Molecular function (GO): serine-type endopeptidase activity
Source: RefSeq, a predicted model, not a curated record